This is a messenger RNA of Olea europaea var. sylvestris, 1741 nucleotides long. RefSeq names its product sialyltransferase-like protein 2. Bases 1 to 1317 code for a protein of 438 amino acids. Gene Ontology annotation, molecular function: sialyltransferase activity. The record is from RefSeq and is a predicted model, not a curated record. Lineage: Eukaryota; Viridiplantae; Streptophyta; Magnoliopsida; Lamiales; Oleaceae. The transcript is spliced from 12 exons.
AUGAGGCUUUUGCAGCUCGGUUUUGUAAUCGCUUUGGCCUCUGGACUCGCAACAAUUCUUAUUCACAUCACUGGUGUCUCCAAUCCGGAUUCGUCGUUUCAUAUUUCGGAUGAAGAUUUGGAAGCGCUGAGAUCCCUGCAGAGUCAUUUCCAGCAGUGCGUAAGUGCAAAUGGAUUAGGUUUACAAGCUGUAAGCGGCAAGGAUUACUGUGAGAUCACUAUGAAGUUUCCCAGGGAAACAGUCCCAAAGUGGAGAGAUCCUAAAACACAAGAACUUGAAGGCUUGUCCUUUGAUUUCAAUCUAUGUGAAGCAGUAGCUACAUGGGAACAGGUGCGGAAUACUACAACGAUACUAACACGGGAGUACAUCGAUGCUUUACCAAAUGGAUGGGAGGAUUAUGCAUGGAGGAGGAUCAAUAAGGGAGUGCUUCUGAACAAAUGUGAAAAUAGAACUCUCUGCAUGGAGAAACUUUCUCUGGUUCUCCCAGAAAGACCGCCAUACAUACCGAGGCAGUUUGGACGCUGUGCUGUUAUUGGUAACUCGGGUGAUCUUCUGAAAACCAAAUUUGGCAAUGAAAUAGAUAGUUAUGAUGCAGUUGUCAGGGAGAAUGGAGCGCCUAUACAGAACUUUACAGAAUAUGUGGGUACGAAAAGUACGUUCCGCCUUCUCAACAGGGGUUCUGCUAAAGCUCUUGAUAAAGUUGCUGAGUUGUAUGAUACAGGGAAGGAGGUCUUGAUCGUCAAAACUACAAUACAUGAUAUCAUGAGCAAAAUGAUCAGGGAAGUUCCAAUUCUCAAUCCAGUAUUUCUCAUGCUGGGUUCGUCCUUUGGUUCAGCUGCAAAAGGAACUGGGCUGAAGGCUCUUGAAUUUGCUCUCUCCAUGUGUGACACUGUUGAUAUGUACGGUUUCACUGUUGAUCCAGGUUAUAAAGAAUGGAGUAGAUAUUUCUCGGAGUCUAGACAAGGUCAUACCCCUCUACAUGGUAGGGCUUACUAUCAAAUGAUGGAAUGCCUCGGACUUAUCAAAAUCCAUUCUCCAAUGCGAGCGGAUCCAAAUCGGGUUGUGAAGUGGGUACCAAGCCGCAGCUUAAUUACUGCCGCCCGAAUUGCAUCAGAAAAGCUGUUAAGGAGGAUAGGAGCUGGAUCUACAGAUCCACUAGCUGCAUGCUCUAUCAUCAAGAAGCAACAGGAUGGAAAGCUCACCUCAAUGUCAGGCUUUAGGAAAGCUGCCAUCGAGCAUCAAAAGUACGUAGAAGGCACCACAAUGUAUCCUUUGGAACACAAUCCAGGACACGGCCUACUCUGUACAGUGCCAUGAAAUUGAAGCUGAUUUUCAAGUCAUAUAGCGCAAGAUACCUGAAAUUUUUACGCAUCAAAAGUUGCUAAUUUGUCCCGGAGCGUCUAACCAAACCAUUGUUACCCACACCAUGCGGUAAAUUUUUUAUCUGACAGUAUUCCAGGUACUGCUCUGAAGGCUCUAUUUUUCUAAGCAGGGAAGGAAUGCAGAAGAUGACCAGGAAUGUAUGGGUUGUUUUUUUCUUCAUUCUGGCAUUCAGCAUUCUAUAAACCUUAGCUGAUAGUAUACUGAAGGAACAAUAUUCUUCUAAGUAGUUGUGAUUCUUAUAGUCAUGUAAAAACUCCUCUAGAAUCCAAAGUCAUGCUUUCCUUGGAGCAACAUAAUAUUCGUGUGUAAACUUUUGCCUCUUCAGGAACAAUAAGAUUCAUAUAAAUAUUCUUUUAUA